This is a messenger RNA of Dibothriocephalus latus, 270 nucleotides long. The record is from the annotation of a GenBank genome assembly. Lineage: Eukaryota; Metazoa; Platyhelminthes; Cestoda; Diphyllobothriidea; Diphyllobothriidae.
AUGUUCGCGUUCAAGUUGAUUAUUCUCUUUCUCCUCACAAAACCCCUGGUACAGGGAUUCUCCGUGCCUCUCCACUCACUAUUCCACUUUUUGGACGAACACGGUGAGCUUGCUCUCGACGAAAAACCGGUGGUCAAAUCACUCAUAGACAUACCCGAGGAUGCUGAAGACGAAACCCCGGAAGGACGCUCACCCAUGUUGGUGGAAAAGUUAAUCAAGAAGCCAAAACUCCGACAAGAUGGUGUACAUCUUGUCUUUUUUCCCCAAUAA